Molecule: messenger RNA, 773 nt
Organism: Plodia interpunctella (Indianmeal moth)
Lineage: Eukaryota; Metazoa; Arthropoda; Insecta; Lepidoptera; Pyralidae
Exons: 1
Coding region: 120-737 (205 amino acids)
Biological process (GO): nucleoside triphosphate catabolic process
Cellular component (GO): cytoplasm
Molecular function (GO): nucleoside triphosphate diphosphatase activity
Source: RefSeq, a predicted model, not a curated record
UGACCACCAAACCAAACCGCAUUUUUAGGUUAGAAUUGAAUUGAAGUAGGUAGGUACAUAGAUCUUUAGAGUAGGAUCUUUAAAUUAUAAAAUUAUAAAAAAUAAACCGCAUUAUUUUUAUGAGUAAUAUUUCGUCAAUCUUCAGACAAUCUGUCAAAAUGUCGGCAAGAAAGCUUACCUUUGUUACUGGAAACUCUAAGAAAUUAGAAGAGCUUAGGGCUAUUUUAGGAACCAGUUUUCCCUUGGAGAUUAUCAGUCACAAACUUGAUCUACCAGAGCUGCAAGGAGAAAUUGAAGAAGUAUCCAUAAAGAAAUGUGAAGAGGCUGCACGACGUCUAAAGGGGCCAGUAUUAGUGGAAGAUACAUCUCUCUGUUUUAAUGCUUUAAAGGGUCUCCCUGGACCGUACAUAAAGUGGUUUUUGGAGAAACUUGAGCCUGAGGGGCUGACAAGGUUGUUAGCUGGAUGGGAGGAUAAAUCUGCCGAGGCCGUAUCUACCUUCGCUUAUUGUGAUGGAAGUAGUAAUUGUGAAGAUCUAGAUGUUUUUAUAUUUCAAGGUAGAACUGUAGGAGAAAUAGUUAAGCCUAGAGGCAGAAGGGACUUUGGCUGGGAUUGUGUUUUCCAGCCACAGGGCUAUGAUAAAACUUAUGGAGAGUUACCAAAAGAAGAAAAGAAUAAAAUAUCUCAUAGAUAUAAGGCUUUAGAUAAAGUUAGAGCACAUUUUAUAGAAAAAUCUUAAUGUAUUUUUAAAUAAUUAAAUAAGUAGUUAACAGUA